UUAUGGUCUCUCGAUGGUCUGGCCGAGUGGUGCGCUCUUAACAUUUCAUGCGAUAAAAAAAGAAUCUUGGAUUGUAUGAAAAAAGCUAUUCAGGAUGUAAGCAAUAAUUCUAGUUCAGAUGCCAAAUCAAAGGCCGAUCAAAUGUACGCGAAACUAGAGGCAACACAUUUCGGGACUGUUAGUCGUCUGGGUGUUGAACUGUUAGUUCGCUACAGGUCUUGGAAAUUAAAUAAAAACAAGAGCGAUUAUUUCAAGCAUUUAGAGAAUCUGACGAAAAUAAAAAGUGAUGAAACCCUUCAACUGACACAAAUCAAAAGCGAGGAAACUAUACGACUGGCUGAGAUCAAAUCGAAAAAUUUGCAAGCUCAUACCACAACGGUAGUUGAAUUCCAUAAGGACAUAGCCGAUGAUCUCAUCACUAUUGAUCGUAAGAGGAAAAUAAGUCCACCAGAUACACCAGCUGAGAACUUCAAGAAACGUAUAUUGGAUUUCGAUUACAGUUCUGACAGCUCUAUUGAGGAAAAAAAGGACAAAGCUGACGAAGCCGAAGAUUCAGAGGAUUCAGAGAAUGAGGAGAUUCUUGAUUUUAAUAACGUUACAUUUGAUGGGUGGGUUGACACAUGUGACGAUAAAAGAUGGACUUUAUGCAACGGCGAAAAAGUCAGGGAUAUUUUACUGAAAAUGACACGUCAAGAGAUCGAAAACGUAAAUCAAUCAAAGAAAUCGGAUGGAAAGAUAAAAAUAGAUGGAAAGACUCUGAGCAUCAUAAGACUUGGUCUUUCGUCUAUAAUUGAUCUGUCAUCGGAAUUUCAUAAAGGAAUGUACGUUUGGUUUGGGGAACACUGGGAAGGCUUGAAAAUGAAAGUUUUGGAGAAUAUAAAUUUUGAAGUAAAAAAAUUCGAAGAUGACAUUUUAUCCGAUAUCACUAAGAUAGAAAAAUUUUGUAUCUCUUACAAUUAUUGGGAAGCUCGUACCUACCUACUGGAUAAACUAAAAGAAAGACCCAUUGAUGAUAAACGUCGACAAGUUUUAAAAAUAUAUUAUCAUCUGGGCGAGACGGUUUCUAAAUCAACUUUAAAUCGAAAGAUAGAUUUGAGGGUACUGACUUCCAAAAACGAUAUAGAGUUAUCACAUUCAGAAUUUGCACGUAAAGCAACACCAGUAAAAAUAAUCAAAGAUCGCAGUAAGUGCCUGAGAACUAAUAAGUGCAUUUUGGAUACUUAUCUUUUGCAUAACCUUUCUGAGGAGGCUAUCGAAGAUUCCACUUUUUAUGGACUACAAUCAGCCGGUUUAGAAGGACAGCUCUUCGGAAUUGACUUACUUGAUGAUGGGUUGUAUUUUGGUUUGGAUGGUCCAACGUAUAGAUUCCCUGCACAGCUAAGCGACAUUAAAGCGUUAAGAAAUUCACUCGAAGUUUUAUACCUUUUUAAGGAAAAUGCAAUUAAUAAAGCCAAAUAUUUGUCCUGUGAUGAUAAUAAUAGCAACAUUACGAAAAUACUUCAUUCAGGAGCAAAAAUCACAAAAAAACCUAAACAUCACAAGACUAACUAUAUUAAGAAAACAUAUUUCACGCCAAAAGAAACUAUAUCCAGUGAAAUCAAAGCUCUGUGUUCACAAGAAUAA
Molecule: messenger RNA, 1623 nt
Organism: Funneliformis mosseae
Lineage: Eukaryota; Fungi; Glomeromycota; Glomeromycetes; Glomerales; Glomeraceae
Source: the annotation of a GenBank genome assembly